CACAAACUGGCAUUCUUAUCUUGAGAUUACAUAGGAUAUAAAACUCGACAAACGCCACAACAACAGCACAUAAUAGCUCAGACCAGGAUUCUAGCCAAGACAUGGCAGGUUCUCUUAGCACCGUUUUACUCCUCUUGGCGGUGUUUACAUUGUCCAGCGCUCUGUCACAGUCAUUUUCCAAGAGAGUUUCAGCUGACGAUGAAGAUAUCUUCCAACGCCCUGUACCUAAGCCGUUGAAAUACCCCGGCAAAGUUUUGGACGUAGAAGACAAAGAACUCCAAGAAUUAGCUGAAGAUUCAAUGGGAGUAAGAGAAAGGGAACGAGAGAGAGAGAGACUGAGAAGAUUGGAACGGGAAAGAGAAAGGGAGAGAGAGGAAGAGUUGAAAUUGAGAAAUGAACUGAGAAGAGAAAGGGAACGAGAACGGGARAGRAAASKAAGACACGAAACAAGAAGAAUGACWGGUGAUAAUGGUUUUUCGCCUGACUCUGCGAUUUCUGUAAUCUCUGAGAAUAUACCCACGUCCAAAGAUCAGUCCCGAGGAUUGCGUGGUAAACAUCGAGGACGCGAGGAAGAAAUCGAGAAAGAAAGAACCGAUCAUCAUGGAAGGAAAGAGAAAGAAAGGAUCCACAAAAUGGAACGUGAAAGACUACGACAAAGAAAGRUUCAUGGCCAAAUGAGGAAAGAAUUAGAGAAAGAAAUGAGAGGACAUCGUCAACGAUUAAUGAAAGUUGGCAACAAAUUCAGAGAACAAGAGGAACGGUUUCGCGCACGUUCAAGAGCCCGAGGAGCCUCUUUGAGGACUUAAUAACAGAUAUUUUGAAUAUCGAAGGAAUUGAUUGGAUCCGGAGCUGGAAUUCAAAAUUGUUCAUAAAUCAUUUUAAAGCAAAUUUAUUUAAACUGUACGAAGAAAUCAUGUGUAGUUAAAAUUUGAUUACUGAUCAGAUGUUACACGAUAUAUCAAAGGUACUGUGAUAACGUUGAGUCGGUACACAAGAUGUUAUUGUAAAUGCAUGUAUUAAUGAGAAAAGAUUAAAGAAUUAAGAACGA
Molecule: messenger RNA, 1048 nt
Organism: Actinia tenebrosa (Australian red waratah sea anemone)
Lineage: Eukaryota; Metazoa; Cnidaria; Anthozoa; Actiniaria; Actiniidae
Source: RefSeq, a predicted model, not a curated record